AUGACAACCCUCAACGACCUCGCCAAAACCCUCCGCGCCCUCCACAAUCCUUCCAACCCACUAGUCCUAACAAACGUCUACGACGCCCCAACCGCCAAAAUCAUCGCAGCCCUCCCCACCAGCCGGGCCGUCGCAACCGCCUCCUACGCGGUCGCUGCAACCCACAACACCCUAGACGACCACCUCACCAAGACCCAAAACCUCACCACCCUCGCCCUGGUCCUGUCCGCCGUGCACGACACCUGCGCCUCGCACGCGCAGCCCACCAAACCCGUCACGGUGGACCUGCAGGACGGCUACGGAGCCGAUCUCCCCGAGCUAGCCGCCACAAUCAAGGAGAUCAUCGCGCUCGGCGCCGUCGGUUGUAACCUCGAGGACUUGGAUAAUGCCUCAGGCAGACUCCGCCCGCUGCCCGAAGCUGUGGCGCGCGUCCGCACGGUCAUGGCGGCCGCGGCGGAGGUUGGCGUGCCGGAUUUUGUGCUGAAUGCCCGGACGGAUGUGCUAGGUGUGACGGGGCGGAUUGAGGAUGCGGUUGAGCGUGGGCGUGCGUUUCGUGAGGCGGGGGCUUGUACGGUGUUUGUUUGGGGUGGUGCUGGGGGGCGUGGGGUUUCGGAUGAGGAGGUUAGGGUGUUGGUGAAGGAGUUGGAGGGCAUGGUUAAUGUUAAGAUGAAUUUGAGAGAAGGGUUUUUGGGGGUGCAGGAGAUUAAGCGAUUGGGGGUGGCGAGGAUUAGUGUUGGGCCGGAAUUGUGGAGGGUUGCCAUGAAGGCGUAUCAGGAGCAGGCGGAGUUGUUGCUGGCAUGA
Penicillium argentinense is the source of this 801-nucleotide messenger RNA. Its product is annotated as isocitrate lyase/PEP mutase family protein. NCBI's taxonomy places the organism in Eukaryota, Fungi, Ascomycota, Eurotiomycetes, Eurotiales, Aspergillaceae. Bases 1 to 801 code for a protein of 266 amino acids. Gene Ontology annotation, molecular function: catalytic activity. The transcript has a single exon. The record is from RefSeq and is a predicted model, not a curated record.